CCCGCAGCGGGCCUCGCACCCCGAAUCCCUGUGCCUCAUUGGGGGGGUCCCCCCCGCUGGCCGGGCAUGUUGCCCCCCCGUAAGGAGCCCUUUCCUCGCUCCCCCCGGCGCCCGCGCGGAGCAUGAACUUUGAGGAUGGCGCGCGCCCGCGGCUCCCCGCACCCCCCGCUGACGCCCGGUAGGAUGUCCUGGCCCCACGGGGCCCUGCUCUUCCUCUGGCUCUUCUCCCCGCCCCUGGGGGCCGGUGGGGGCGGCGUGGCCGCGACGUCGGCCGCCGGAGGGGGCUCCCCGCCGGCCACCUCCUGCCCCGCAGCCUGCUCGUGCAGCAACCAGGCCAGCCGGGUGAUUUGCACGCGGAGAGAGCUGGCCGAGGUGCCGGCCAGCAUCCCGGUCAACACGCGCUACCUGAACCUGCAGGAGAACGGCAUCCAGGUGAUCCGGACAGACACAUUCAAACACCUUCGGCACCUAGAAAUCCUGCAGCUGAGCAAGAACCUGGUUCGUAAGAUAGAGGUGGGUGCCUUCAACGGGCUGCCAAGCCUCAACACACUGGAGCUGUUCGACAACAAGCUGACGACGGUGCCCACGCAGGCCUUCGAGUACCUGUCCAAGCUUCGCGAGCUCUGGCUGCGCAACAACCCCAUCGAGAGCAUCCCCUCGUACGCCUUCAACCGCGUGCCCUCGCUGCGGCGCCUCGACCUGGGUGAGCUGAAGCGGUUGGAGUACAUCUCGGAGGCGGCCUUCGAGGGCCUGGUCAACCUGCGCUACCUCAACCUGGGCAUGUGCAACCUCAAGGACAUCCCCAACCUGACAGCCCUGGUGCGCCUAGAGGAGCUCGAGCUGUCUGGCAACCGGCUGGACCUGAUCCGCCCAGGGUCCUUCCAGGGCCUCACCAGCCUUCGAAAGCUGUGGCUGAUGCACGCCCAGGUGGCCACCAUCGAGCGCAAUGCCUUCGAUGACCUCAAGUCGCUGGAGGAGCUCAACCUGUCGCACAACAACCUGAUGUCGCUGCCCCACGACCUCUUCACACCCCUGCACCGCCUUGAGCGCGUGCACCUCAACCACAACCCCUGGCACUGUAACUGCGACGUGCUCUGGCUGAGCUGGUGGCUCAAGGAGACUGUGCCCAGCAACACUACGUGCUGCGCGCGCUGCCACGCGCCCGCCGGCCUCAAGGGGCGCUACAUCGGCGAACUGGACCAGUCGCACUUCACGUGCUACGCACCGGUCAUCGUGGAGCCGCCCACGGACCUGAACGUGACCGAGGGCAUGGCGGCCGAGCUCAAGUGCCGCACGGGCACCUCUAUGACCUCCGUCAACUGGCUGACGCCCAACGGCACGCUCAUGACGCACGGCUCAUACCGCGUGCGCAUCUCGGUGCUGCACGACGGCACGCUCAACUUCACCAACGUCACCGUGCAGGACACAGGCCAGUACACGUGCAUGGUGACGAACUCAGCCGGCAACACCACUGCCUCGGCCACGCUCAAUGUCUCGGCCGUGGACCCCGUGGCGGCGGGCGGCGGCGCGGGGGGAGGCCCCGGGGGCGGCGGCGGCUACACCUACUUCACCACGGUCACCGUGGAGACCCUGGAGACGCAGCCCGGCGAGGAGUCGCUGCAGCCGCGCGGAACGGAGAAGGAGCCGCCGGGGCCCACAACCGACGGCGCGUGGGGCGGGGGCCGGCCUGGGGACGCAGGGGGCGGUGCCGCCUCGUCCACCACGGCGCCUGCGCCGCGCUCCUCGCGGCCCACGGAGAAGGCGUUCACGGUGCCCAUCACGGACGUGACGGAAAACGCCCUCAAGGACCUGGACGACGUCAUGAAGACCACCAAGAUCAUCAUCGGCUGCUUCGUGGCCAUCACCUUCAUGGCCGCCGUGAUGCUCGUGGCCUUCUACAAGCUGCGCAAGCAGCACCAGCUCCACAAGCACCACGGUCCCACGCGCACCGUGGAGAUCAUCAACGUGGAGGACGAGCUGCCGGCCGCCUCGGCCGUGUCAGUGGCCACCGCCGCCGCUGUGGCGGGCGGGGGCGGUGUGGGCGGGGACAGUCACCUGGCCUUGCCCGCCCUGGAGCGCGACCACCUCAACCACCACCACUACGUGGCGGCCGCCUUCAAGGCGCACUACAGCAGCAACCCCGGGGGCGGGGGCUGCGGGGGAAAGGGGCCGCCGGGCCUCAACUCCAUCCACGAACCUUUGCUGUUCAAGAGCGGCUCCAAGGAGAACGUGCAAGAGACGCAGAUCUGAAGCCGGGCGCGAGGGGCCUUGCGCCCAGCCACGGGGGACGGGCCAGACUCUGGACCCCUUCCAUGUCCCCCAACCGCCCUCCCGGACCCGUGGGGGAGGUGGGGAAAGGCGGGCUGUGAGCCCCAGCUGCUCCUGGACUCCACCUAGCGGCCGGGCGGCGAGGACAGGGCCGCCUCCAGGAAUGGGUUCUCCGUGGGCCUUCUAGCCGCGCGUCCCCGGUGACUGAGGAUUCAGGAGAAGGGCCAGAACCCUGGGUUUUUUCUCCUUGCUCUCCCCACCACCCUGCCCGGCCCUCCGCCUUCUUCCAGGGGAGAGAGGAGCUUUUGGGGGGGUGUCCUAUCCCCUCGCCCCCCCAACCACCCUCCUUUUACGGUUCAUUUUUUUGCAGUUUGACGCCUGUCCCUCCCCCCCCCACCCCCCGCCCUGGAAACUGAAGAGACAGAACGCGUCGUCCGAGCCUCCCCAACACCCUGAUCCCCGUCCCCCAGCGCUAAGCUCCACUCCGGCCCUGCCCCCCUUGGCUGGGGGGGGCAGCCCCACCCCGUCCCCCUCCCCCCUGCCCUAAGCCGCCCCACAGACUCUUUUGAUACUGAAGGGAGGUUUGCGUCAACGACUACCUGCUCUGUAAUUACUUUAAAAAAAAAAUGGAAAAAGUAAAAAAUAUAUAUUUUUUUGGGUUAUGAAA
Messenger RNA from Trichechus manatus latirostris (Florida manatee), 2935 nucleotides. RefSeq names its product leucine rich repeat containing 4B (gene LRRC4B). Gene Ontology annotation, molecular function: signaling receptor binding. NCBI's taxonomy places the organism in Eukaryota, Metazoa, Chordata, Mammalia, Sirenia, Trichechidae. The record is from RefSeq and is a predicted model, not a curated record. Gene Ontology annotation, cellular component: postsynaptic density membrane; glutamatergic synapse; plasma membrane. The transcript is spliced from 3 exons. Gene Ontology annotation, biological process: regulation of presynapse assembly; positive regulation of synapse assembly; regulation of postsynaptic density assembly. The coding region runs from base 136 to 2250 and encodes 704 amino acids.